GUGGUUGGAAAUAUGGUAGCUGCCACAGGUAAUCAACACAAUCUCGAAGGCAUGGGUUACAACAAUCAGAUGAACAACGGCAUGGGUGGCAUGCAGCAUGCCGGCAGCAACAUGAUGGGCCAAAAUGGGGGUCAGAGUUGGGCAAAUGCGCAACAAAUGUCCGGCGCGGGGCAACAAAUGAACCAAAUGGGCACCGCUGGCAUGAACGGCAUGUCCCAGAUGCAAAUGGGCGGCAAUUCCAUGGGAAGCAUGAAUGGCAUGGCAGGUACGGGAGGAUAUCCGACAAAUACCCGACACCAUCCCCAAAUGAACCCGAUGCAGCAAAUGCAACAAAUGGGCAUGUCGGGCGGCGGCAUGCAACAACAAAUGAUGAAUCCCCAAAUGAAUCCGCAAAUGAACGGAAUGAACCAACUUGGGCCCAUGGCGAAAAUGCAAGGCAUGGCAAAUGGGUAUUCGGGACGUCGCAUGACCCCGUAUCCCAAUCCACAAAUGGCAGCGGCGCAAAAACGCGCCGGCAUGUAUGGCGGAAUGGGAAAUCAAGUCGCCGGGAUGCCGUUUGGGCAAACGCAACCAAAUGUUCCUAUGGGCAUGCAAAAUUCGUAUGCGGGCAGAGGUGGGCCCAUGUAUGGACGCGGGCCGAAUCAGAUGAUGCCGCAAGCGAGACAAAAUGCAAUGCCGCCAUAUGGAGGCGCUGGAACGGGUGCUAAUGGAGGACCAAUGAAUCCGCAGCAGUAUUAUGGUAACGCUACUGCAGCUGGCGGCUACCAGAAUAUGCAGGGAUUUCAAAAUAUGCAACCCGAUCCGGCACGCAUGAACUAUCAGCACAGUCCUGUUCCUGGCAAUCCGACGCCUCCGCUAACGCCCGCCUCGUCAAUGACCCCGUACAUUAGUCCUAAUCCAGAUAUCAAGCCAAAUAUUAUUCAAAAACCAGAUGAAUUACGUUUAACUUUUCCUGUGCGCGAUGGCAUAAUCCUACCGCCAUUCCGUCUCGAACACAACCUCGCCGUUAGCAAUCACGUGUUUCAACUGAAACCCACUGUAUAUAAUACGGUAAUGUCUCGCUCCGACCUGGAACUGCAACUCAAGUGUUUCCAUCACGAGGAUCGUCAAAUGAACACAAAUUGGCCCGCAAGCGUUCAAGUUUCCGCCAAUUCGAAUCCGCUCGAGAUCGAUCGUGGCGAGAACAAGAACUCGCAUCGACCGCUUUAUCUCAAACAAGUGUGCCAACCCGGUCGAAAUACCAUCCAAAUUACCGUUAGCACGUGUUGUUGUUCCCAUUUAUUCGUACUUCAAUUGGUGCAUCGACCAGCAGUGCGACACGUGCUUGAUACGUUGUUGCGGCGAAAUCUCCUGCCGACAGAACAUUCGGUCGCCAAGAUCAAACGGUUCUUCGCAAGUGGCGCAAUUCCUCCGAAUGCCAUGAACGAAUCGGAUCCGACGCAGGAACCGAAGUCAGUGAGGGUUUAUUUGAAAUGUGGCAGUACGCAUAAGAGGAUAACUCUUCCGGCACGUGGUCACGAUUGCAAGCACAUUCAAUGCUUCGAUCUCGAAACUUAUCUGCAGGUGAAUUGCGAACGCGGUAAUUGGCGAUGUCCUAUCUGCAAUAAACCCGCAUUAACGGAGGGCGUUGAAAUCGAUCAGUACAUGUGGGGCAUCAUGAACACGAUAAAGGCUUCGGGUGCUGACAUCGAUGAAUUUACCAUAGAUUCACAAGGAAACUGGAAAUCGCUCGCUAAGGGCUUGUCUGGCAACGGAAUCAAGCAAGAAACUGACUUGGAUUCGAAACAAUUCUACAAGGUGAUGUCACCGGGCAGCACUGCGCUACCAUCAUGGGAUAAUUUGCAGGCAAUGAGUCCCUAUAUGAGUCCCGACAUGAAUUCUAUUGCUUCUGGCAGCAUGAUGGGACAAAACUUCAACAACCAACGACCACAAUUCGACAACUUUGGAAAUCCAAUCAAACAGGAGCCUGGAACACCCACUGGCGAGUAUGGGGUCAAUCCGCUGGCGCAUCUAAAUGACUCUGUCAAUUCAUUGGAUCCGUUAAAUGCGAUGGAAAAGUCCUUGAAUGAUCAGAUGCCUCACACUCCCCACACACCUCACACGCCGGGCGGUCCUCCAAGCGUUCCUCCCGCGAACGAUCAAACGAAUCAAAACCCGAAUUCGAACAGCAGUGUCACAAAUAGCUCGCCCCAGCACACAUCUAGCACGAAUAAUUCCUCCACAAAUCUGCUAAAUUCAUCGAAUCCGGCAGCCAACAUAAUGAAUUCACCGCAAAGCCUCAUGAACUCACCGCAAAACAUGAUGAACUCGCCGAUGAACAACUCGCAGAACAUCAGCAAUAACGCAAACAUGCAGCAAAAUCUCAUGAGCAGCUUGGGAACACUCACGGACGUCGAUCUGAAUGCGGAUUUGAACUUUGAUCCCGCUGCCGUUAUCGAUGGCGAGGCAGGAGGUGACUUGAAUCUGUUACCGGAUAGCGUGGUCGAUCCAACCGAAUUACUGUCAUUCCUUGAUCCGCCAGACUUGAAUACGCCGCCAUCCAGUGGCUCAAGCAACAAUCCCAACAAUGACGACAUCUUGGCAGCCCUUUUUGACUGAUCGAAACACUAAGAAACGUCAGAAAUCGUCGAAAAACUGCAAAGAAAUUAAUUGUGAUGAUGUGCAAAUUAUAUUUAAAAAAUAUUCUUAUUCAUAAAAUGUAACAAACAACUAUUAGACACGAAAAAUGCAUCAAAAUUUCCCCCUUUCCUAACGAAAAAAAAUAUUUAAAAAUAAUAAAUUGUGAUUAAAUUUCAUGUUCUGACCAGUAAAAUAGCACAAAAGGCACUAAAAACAAUAAAAAAAAAGCAUAAAUGUCAUUCAAAAUUAAUUAGAAAGAUAGAUUUUUGUGGUAGUUGAAACCUUAAUCUCCAAAAAA
Culicoides brevitarsis is the source of this 2917-nucleotide messenger RNA. RefSeq names its product zinc finger MIZ domain-containing protein 1 (gene tna). The record is from RefSeq and is a predicted model, not a curated record. Gene Ontology annotation, cellular component: chromatin. The transcript has 8 exons. Gene Ontology annotation, biological process: protein sumoylation; regulation of transcription by RNA polymerase II. Bases 13 to 2598 code for a protein of 861 amino acids. Gene Ontology annotation, molecular function: zinc ion binding; SUMO ligase activity. Lineage: Eukaryota; Metazoa; Arthropoda; Insecta; Diptera; Ceratopogonidae.